Camellia sinensis is the source of this 678-nucleotide messenger RNA. The record is from RefSeq and is a predicted model, not a curated record. NCBI's taxonomy places the organism in Eukaryota, Viridiplantae, Streptophyta, Magnoliopsida, Ericales, Theaceae.
AUGGAAACAAACUAUGACAGAGCACAAGAGCUAAAGGCUUUUGGUGACACCAAAACUGGUGUCAAAGGACUUGUUGAUGCUGGGAUUGCCGGAGUCCCAAAAAUUUUCAUUCAACCACCAGACAAUCUCAACAAAACCACUAAUCCAAAGAGUGUGUUAGAGGAGAUGAAGCAAGGUGUUCACAGGUUUCAUGAGCAGGACAGUGAGGUGAGAAAAGAGUGGUAUACUAGAGAUGUGAAGAAAGCUGUGGUGUAUAAUUGUAAUUUUGAUUUGUUUAGUGCACCAACUGCUAAUUGGAGGGACACUUUCUGUUGUAGUAUGGCUCCUAAACCCCCAAAUCCAGAGGAAUUGCCCCCUCCUUGCAGAUGGUUAAUGAAUGAGAGACUUGCCUGUGAGGAGAUCUCCAAUAUUGACCACAAGAGCUCCAGGGGUAGGAGGGACAUCAACCCAGUGACCUUGGUGAAGAACUUGGAGGCCUCCAAUGUGAUCCUGCAGCAGCACAGUGAGGAAGUCGUACAGAGUGUUGGUGGUGCCGACAGUGAGCUCCGGCUGAGGGCAUGCUGGGUAGUAGUGGCACAGUACGGUGAGCCCGACGGCGCAACCAUGUUCUUGAGGUGGUUUGGACUCAACCCAAGCGCAUCUGAGAGUAACUCCAACAAACAACAGCCUAACUUGUGA